AUGCCUCGCUUUGAAGAUGCCGACUUUGGCGUAGACGCCGCCCCCCGGGAUCCUCGUCCCAGUGAUGCCCAGGCCGCUCUCUCCCCGCGCGAGGGUCGUCACCCGUCCGGCCAGGUGAUUCCCAUGGAGGGCGGCACACUCGAGGUGCCUGCCUCGCGCAGCUCCUUGGGUGCUGCUUCUGCGAUGAUGCACCAUCUGUCUCUGCAGCCCUCAAUGCGGGACCGCCGUGGUUCGCGUAACUCCUUCGGCACAUCGCUCCCCAUUCCCCGGUCUCCGCGCAUGUCGCGCCUGUCUCGUUCUUCCAGACCCAGUGUCGUCCGCCGGGAUAUUCUCGCUGGACAGGUCCAGUCUCUGCAGUCCGACCUGGUCGAGAAGGUGAAGAACAUGGCGUUCGUCUUUGACAUUGACGGUGUGCUGGCACACGGUAAUGAAGCCAUUGAGGAGGCCAAGGUUGCUCUUCGUAUCUUGAACGGUGACAAUGAACUUGGUAUCCAAUUCCCCUAUAUUCUUCUGACCAACGGUGGUGGUAAGACCGAGGAGGCUCGCUGCGCGCAGCUCACUGAGGUCCUGGGCCACCCCAUCUCCACCGACCAAUUCAUCCAGUCCCACACUCCCAUGCAGGCUUUGUCUGAGUACUAUGACAACGUCUUGGUUCUCGGUGGUGAGGGUUUCAAGAUCCGUGAGGUUGCCGAGCAGUAUGGCUUCAAGAACGUCAUUCACCCCAAGGAUAUCGUCGCCUGGGACCCUACCAUCUCUCCCUGCCGCCGCUUCACCGAGGAGGACAAGAAGCUGGCCCGCCCCCGCGACUUCGCCAACUUCAAGUUCGACGCCAUUCUCUACUUCGCCGAGUCUUACGAUCAGAUGACCGAUUUCCAGAUCAUCUCUGAUCUUCUCAACUCGGACAACGGCCAGCUCCUCACCCGCGCUUCCAAGGAUCAAGAUCACAUUCCCAUCUACUUCUCCCAAGGUGAUCUUCUCUGCCCUACUGAGCACAAGGGCCCGCCCCGUCUCCACCUCGGUGCCAUCCGUCUCGCCGUUGAAGCUCACUACAAGGCCGUCUCCGGCAAGGAGCUUGAGCGUACCUUGUACGGUAAGCCCGAGCGCGCUACCUACAUCUACGCCGACGAGGUUCUCGCGGCCUGGAUGGAGGAGCUCUACGGCGAGAAGAAGUUGCCCAAGAACAUCUACAUGGUCGGUGACAACCCCGCCUCCGACAUCAUCGGUGGAAACAUGUACGGCUGGAACACCUGUCUCGUCCGCACUGGUGUCUUCCAGGGCGGCGAGAACGAUGAGCAGAACCCCGCCAACUUCGGUGUCUUCCCUCACGUUCUCGAUGCCGUCAAGGCUGCCCUCGCCAAGGAGCUUGGACCCGACUUCAAGCUCAAGUGGGACUCCAACAAGGCCGCCACCUCUGGCUCCGCUAUCGAGUAA
Molecule: messenger RNA, 1431 nt
Organism: Penicillium maclennaniae
Lineage: Eukaryota; Fungi; Ascomycota; Eurotiomycetes; Eurotiales; Aspergillaceae
Product: haloacid dehalogenase-like hydrolase
Exons: 2
Coding region: 1-1431 (476 amino acids)
Biological process (GO): glycerophospholipid biosynthetic process
Cellular component (GO): mitochondrion
Source: RefSeq, a predicted model, not a curated record